CAGACGUCAUCGUCCUGUGACUGGGAAACUGCCCGCUUCUAAACCCGUCUGUAAGCUCUUCCAAACCAUCUUCUCUUCACUCCUCAAAAACUCCCAGCCACACUUGCAUUUAAAUCCAGGAUCACCAUACUUGGAUCUCGUGAUACUUCGACUCCGAUUGACAAAGCACCUCCCAACUCACAUAUCAUCAUCAUGUCCAAGAGCAGAACGCCCCUUUACUUGGGUCUCGCCGUGGCCGGUGCGGGCGGAUACUAUCUGUAUCGCGCGGGCGGAGAUGUCAAGGGUGCUAAGCAGGAGAUGAAGAUUGAUGCCGACAAGGCGCGUGAGAAGCUUCCCCGCGGUAGCAGCGCGGAGAAGUUCGGUGAGAGCGUCGGCAAGGAGGCCGGUUCAAAUAUCGAUGAAGCUAUUGAUAAUGCCCGCUCCAAGGCUAGAUUGGACGAGCGCAUUCCCGCUCUCAUCGACAAUGGCAAACAGCACUUGGAAGAUGGCAAGAAGCAUCUAGAAGACGGCAAGAAGCAACUCGAUGGGUUCCGCAAGGAGGCCCGCGAUCAGUUCAAUGCCACCGUGGACAAGGUUGACCGUACGGUGGAGGACAAGGCGGCGGAAGCUAAGGGGACUGUUUCUUCGUGGUUCGGCGGUAAGAAGUAGAUGAUAAUGGAACAAGGCUCUACUCGCAAUCAAACAGCAGGGGCGUGAGAGAAAUUGAUGAUCAAUGGCAGACUACCUGGGACCCUAUGCGCUAUUUGGGUUUUCGAAGAUAGGAAGUCAAUUAUGAGAUAUUGAAUUUAAUUGUUUGCAGAUGCAC
Messenger RNA from Penicillium brasilianum, 805 nucleotides. Lineage: Eukaryota; Fungi; Ascomycota; Eurotiomycetes; Eurotiales; Aspergillaceae. The record is from the annotation of a GenBank genome assembly.